AUGGGGAGCUUUGUGUUCGGAUAUUGCAACAACGCGAUCGCGGGAUCUCUCGCACAAACGUCCUUCAUUGAAAAAUUUCUCAGUAAUGACAAUGCUAAUUCUGUUGUCGGUGGAAUCUUGGGCGCUUUUCUAGGUGGCGGUCUUAUCGGUGCUGUUGUCCAAGCCCCAAUCUCGGAUCGUUUCGGUCGUCGCAUCGCAACAGGCUCUGCAGCAUGCCUUACAAUCCUAUCUGGGGCGCUGCAAGCAGGCAGCGUUCACAUAGCCAUGUUCAUUGUGGCUCGAUUCAUAUGUGGCGUGGGAGCUGGUAUCGUGAUCACCAAUUGCCCGGUGUACAUGAGCGAGAUCUCUCCGCCGCACAUUCGAGGCUUGCUGGGCGGUAACCAUGCUAUCUCCAUUGUCUAUGCAUACAUCUUGUCCUCUCUCUUCGCAUUGGGUUUCCACUACAUCGAGGCCCCUUAUCAAUGGCGUCUGCAGUUUGUACUGCUCACGUUCUUUGGGCUGGUACUGUUGGCUUCAUUAGCUAUCCUGCCCGAGUCUCCGCGAUGGCUCUGCGAAGUGGGGCGACAGGAGGAGGCCUGGGAAGUCCUUCAGCGGCUUCACCAGACCCCUGAUGACCCCAAUUCCAACCUGGCAAGGGAUGAAAUGGCCCAGAUCAAGGCUCAGAUUGAGGUCGAACGAUCUUUACCAACCAGCUAUCUGCACAUUGUUCGCACACCUCACCUGCGACACCGGGCCGCUUGCUCCAUCUUGACCUGGAUCCUGGGUCAGUCUACUGGCAUUCUAGUCAUUGCUAAUUUGACCCCAACCCUGUUUGGUCAGCUCGGCUUCGGUACUGUUCUCCAGCUGGGCUUGUCCAUAGUAUGGACUGUUUGUGCCCUGAUUGGAUGCUUUGUCAAUGCCGCAUUAAUGGAUCGAAUAGGCCGGAUCAAGCUCAUGGUCAUCGGAGGUUACCUUUGCAGCGCGGUUCUUAUCUGCGAGGCUGUCCUACAGAAGUACUAUCUCAACAGCAGCAACACCACGGGAAUCAACGCGGCUGUGGCUUGCUAUUUUCUGUUCAUCUUUUUCUACGGUUGCACAGUGGACUGUGCCGCAUAUGUUUAUGUCUCUGAGAUCUGGCCCACGCAUCUCCGAAGUAAAGGCACCACGAUCGGUCUCGUCUCCUUCUUCGGUGGUGCUAUCGCCUACACCAGCCCAGCCUCGACAGCUUUCGCGACCAUUGGUUGGAAAUACUAUUGGACCAUGAUUGGCGUCUGUAUUGCCUCAGCCACGUUGAUGCUGUUUCUUUGUCCCGAGACUGCAAGGCUCACUCUGGAAGAGAUUGGCGCCAAAUUUGGUGAUGAGGUAGCGUUGGAAUUCCCGGAGGAGCUGAGUAGGAAUUCAAAUACAGUCUCCCCGCAUCUAGGGGAGGAGGAGAAGCAGGUUGAAGACGCUAGAGAAGGAUGA
Messenger RNA from Exophiala aquamarina CBS 119918, 1443 nucleotides. RefSeq lists its product as uncharacterized. Gene Ontology annotation, biological process: carbohydrate transport; transmembrane transport. Gene Ontology annotation, molecular function: carbohydrate:proton symporter activity. Gene Ontology annotation, cellular component: membrane. The coding region runs from base 1 to 1443 and encodes 480 amino acids. Lineage: Eukaryota; Fungi; Ascomycota; Eurotiomycetes; Chaetothyriales; Herpotrichiellaceae. The transcript has 4 exons. The record is from RefSeq and is a predicted model, not a curated record.